Molecule: messenger RNA, 269 nt
Organism: Staurois parvus
Lineage: Eukaryota; Metazoa; Chordata; Amphibia; Anura; Ranidae
Source: the annotation of a GenBank genome assembly
AUGGGGCCCCCGGCAAUAGGGGAUCAUGGGGCCCCUGUGUCUUUGCCCAAAAAAAAAGCCUAUGAAAAAGGUACCAGGGGCAUCUCAUGGGGCCCCCUACUGACCCCGGGCCCUCGGGCGGUGCCCGAGUUCCCAAAUGGUCAGUCCGCCCCUGGUCACAACUGUUUUCAGCACAAACUGAAUUUAGUGAAUAGUGAGUUUAGUAAAGGAUCUUUUUAUUUUAAAUAACAAAUAUUUUAUACUUACCUGCUCUUUGCAAUGGUUUUGCA